Molecule: messenger RNA, 1422 nt
Organism: Schistosoma curassoni
Lineage: Eukaryota; Metazoa; Platyhelminthes; Trematoda; Strigeidida; Schistosomatidae
Source: the annotation of a GenBank genome assembly
AUGAGUUACAACAACAUAGUUUCUUGGAUGCUUAUAACAUUCACUGCUGCUAUAUCAUGUGUCCUGACCUAUGUAUUCUCUAGAUACCAACACGAUCCUUACAUGGAUGAAGUUUUUCAUGUGCGCCAAACAUUAAAAUAUAUUCAAGGAAACUGGAAGUUCUGGGACAGUAAGAUCACCACACCUCCCGGUCUUUAUGUGGCUUAUGUGUCCGCUUACAGAGUUUUGAGUUCAUUAGGUGUACUUCCAUCUGAACCUACUGCAGUGCAUUUUAGGUUUUCGAGUGUUCUGUUCAGUAUAAUUAAUCAUAUAAUUAUACUUAGGCUUGUUAAAAUCAUGAAAUGCAACUCUCCCAAUAUUCUAGCCAUCACUAUCGCAUCAGAACCAUUAUUCCUCUUUUUCUCUGCCUUCUAUUACACUGAUCAUUGCUCGAUUUUAUUCGUCAUGGCCUCUGUUUACUUUAGUUUAUUACAUCACGACUGGUUAAGUGCUCUGUUUGUCUCCUAUGCUGUCUUCACACGCCAAUCAAAUAUUAUAUGGGUUCCUCUUCUUAUGUCCAUUCAUACUUCCGGGAGCCUAUCACAAAAUAUGUUCGGACACGACCGAUGUUCCUCAACCAUGUGGAUCAAAAGAUUACUGUACAUGUUCACUACACAUCCACUUUCUGUCAUACUUGUUAUGCUGAGAAGUGUCUUCCGACCGUGUUUACCUUUUGUCUUAGUUUUAGUUUCGUUUAUAUCUUUUGUUAUUAUAAAUAAAGGUAUUGUUUUGGGUGAUAGAGAAGCACAUACUGCAGUUUUGAACAUCCCUCAAUUUUUUUACUUUGCUACUUUUUGUGCACUUUCUACUCCCAUUCAGUUUGUGGGUUUCAUAGUAAAUAGCAUAAAAUCAUUUAAAAACUUGCUUGUUAAUCGAAUUUGGAGGGUAUUGAGUAUAUUUCUUCUGCUCAUACUACUUUUUGUCCUAAUUAUAUUAAUAUCUUUGAAGUAUUGUCUUUUUAUUCAUCCUUAUUUGAUUUCUGACAAUAGGCAUUAUACUUUUUAUAUCUGGCGAAAAAUCAUAUAUAGAAAUGUUUCCACGUAUUAUGGUCUGUCUGUUGUUUACCUGGUAGCGACAGCGUACUUUGUGAACACCUUGUUCUUUUCUUAUCGAAACAUACCAUUCGGUCCUUUUAUAGAACGCUUAGUUUUGUUAGUGUGCACUUUCAUUGUUGUAAUUGCUUCUGGUUUACUCGAAUUGCGAUAUUUCUUGAUCCCAUUUGUAUUAUGGCGCAUCUUCUCCUUUUCACAUACUCAUUAUAAGUAUUUGCUAUGUGAAGUUUUGUGGAAUUUAUUGAUUGUGUUUAUUACAGCAUAUCUCUUCAUCUUUAAGCCGUUUGAAUGGCCAAGUGAACCUGGUGUGUAUCAAAGGUUUAUGUGGUAG